ACGUGGAUCCACUUCACUCACUUCCCUGCUUCCAAUCACAUGUUCCCACUAAGGAUCCAGAGAGAGAACGGGAGCUAGAAUAAGCGCUAGCCAAGCGGAUUUUUUUUUACACUUAACAGUACAGUCGGUCCAGUUCCUGAUCCCCACCUGGUGUCAUGUCAGUUCCUAAGGCAGUCCUGGUGCUCCUGUGUUUGAUCAUGGCGGUAACUCGGGCUCGCCGGAGUUCAACAGAGCAGGAGGAUGUUGAGGAGAAUAUGAACAGCGCCAGAUGCACCUCCAGGUGUCUCACCUUGCAUAUGACUCAAAUCACUGCUGCUUUCAGGAACUUCCAGAGUGACCAAGUUUUGGUUUGGUGUGAGAACAACAGACGCUGCGCUCAGUGCCUUCAGCCAUGCAAAGAACUUUGGGAAACCAAGAGGAUGCUUUCUCCAAAGUCCUGUGAGAAGCAGACGGAGUGUGUGACCAGUAGAGACUUUUUGUCAUCUUUGAGGUCAUCCCGACAGGGUGACUGCCCUCCGCCUCAUCGUGCGACCGGAUUUGCCGCAGCCUGCGUGGAGAGCUGUUCGCUAGACCGACAUUGUCCUUCCCCCAGGAAGUGCUGCUUCAAUGGCUGUGGACACACGUGUCAAACACCCGCCAAUCUAUAUAAAGGUGUUCCUCUGAAGCCCCGCAGAGACAUGAGCUUUGUGGAGGAUUCAGUGGGCCGGGUGAAAGUGGUGUGGGUGUCCAAGUUCAAUGUCAGCGUGGAGCCAGUUGUUUACAUGCUGCAGUCACGCUGGAACACGGGUAUUCACCCCAGUGAAGAUCAUGCUUCCCCGUGGACAACUGUUGCCAUGACCCUUUCCGAGGAUGCCCUUCUGUCCGAUUUGAGACCUCAGCGUUGGUACCAGUUCAGAGUGGCAGCGAUAAACAGCCAAGGCAGCAGAGGCUUCACAACACCGGGCAGACACUACAUUUCCAGUAAAGACCCGUCACCUCCAGAACCUCCGGUAAAUAUCCAAGUGAGCAACCAGACUCUGGUUUGGAUGGCUUCACAAGCGGGGUCCCGCCUCACAGAAAGGUCAGGAGGAAGUGGGAUCACUGUGGCCGUCUUGAUACGCUGGGACCCCCCUCGGGAGGGAGACCUACCAAUCCACAACUACAGAGUCACCUGGACGUCUCGACAUACCACAUACAAACCAACAAAUACACAUACUUUUACACAACCACGUGCACACCAGCAGAGUAAAAAGGGAAUAAACAGCAAAGUGACCGAGGGGGCUCAGUGUGAACUGUCGCUACAUGGUCUUCUUCCUGCCACUUCCUACUUCCUGUCUGUUCAGUCGGUGGCCUACUGGGGUCAGAAGAGAUUGAAGAGCCCAAGAGCCCACAUUGUCUUUACUACAGUGUCUUAUGAAGAUUCCACCAAAGAAGACUUCUCCAAUGAGCUCCCUUUCAGAUCUUCCUCAUCAUCCCCAUCACUGCCCUUGCCUCCUUCUCUCUCAUCUUCUUCCCCAUCUUCUCCUGACCUCCCCCUUUUAUCUCCUCCCGCUCAUGCCGAAUCCCCUCUCGACCCGAUCGUUCCCAGUGAACUUCGAUUGGAGGUUGCCGCCCCCCAUUACCAUAGCGGUCAGCUGCAGGUGAAGGUGUUCUGGAAGAGGUCUAACCAUGCCAGACAUCGUCACCCCGGCGCAUACAUUUUGCGGUGGCGUCCACAUACCUGCGGUGCUAAUGUUACAGGCACCGAGGGCACAGCGAGUGUGCAGGGUACCCAUUACACCAUCAGGGGCCUACUGUUUGCCUGUAAGUACUGGAUAGCUGUGGCAAUGAAGACUGAUCCUGGAUCAGAGGCUGUUGCCUGGGUUACAACACCAACUUGCUCCUCCAUUCAGGUCAAAGGAGGCAAGGUUUUACCUUGCAACACUGAAGAGCGCCCCCCACCAGGCAGAAAGGUGGUACUGCGUCCUGAGCGGCUAACAGCAGAUUUUCAUCAAGUCAAUGGUACGCUGCUGGCUGUGUUUCGCUGGAGGGUAUCCCAGCAUGCACUGGACAUGGCAGACGUUGAGGGGUUCCAGUUCACUUGGACACUGCAGUCGGGUGUCACCUUGGGGGCAAAACGAGAGGACACGCUUAUCUCUCAGACACAGACUGUUGCACCGUCUCAACGGGCAGUGGUUGUUGGGGGUCUCCAGAGAGACAGUGUUUACCAGGUGCAGCUUCAGGUUCUAACAACAGGGGGCAGCAAAGGUGCUGCAGUCUCCAAGACGUUUAAUACUCCUGCGAAUGACACGGCACUGUGAGAUCCAUGUGCUACAGGACUCUGCUGCACCACUAUUUUCUUCUUUGCCAACAACAGCUUGUAUGUCAUUCAAAAUUCAAUUUGUUCUAAUUUCAAUGUAAAAUGUAGUAUCCUCCCUCCCUCGCCUUGAUUGUUGUCCAUCACAUUUCUAAGUAUACAUCAAUGUUUUUAAUGGAUCACGCUACACAGCGUUUUUCAAAAAUAAUCUAAAAAGUAAAGUCUGUAAGAACAAUAUAUAACACACUUCUCCCAAGUGCAAUGUUUGCUGGACUGAAGACGUAUGCACUCAACUUCACUGGAACCAAAUGACACCCUUAUGGAGGUGUUGGCACCAAUUUUGUAUGAUAUUAUGUAGAAAAUGAUUUAGCACUGACCUUAUGUACAAAUAGAAAUGUAUAGCAAUAGAUUGUGUUUAUUUCAGAGGGACUGCAGCAUUAUCUUGUGUGUAGUUCUUUUUGCUGAAGAAAACAAAUCAAAUAUAGUAUAUUUUAAAUAUUUCUGUUUUGUUUUUGUUUUUUUUACCUUUGUACUCAAAUGUGUGUUUGAUACAUUGUCGGUCUGUUCACUAAUCAUGACUUUUCCACAGUUUUAACUGUGCUUGUGGAAGAAAGAGGAUUUAAAUGUUUAAGAAUGUUUAUGUUAAAUUACCCUUCAUGUUGCCCUUUUUUCUGUUUUUUUUUUUCAUUUACUUUAAUUCUGUGCAUAUUUUAUUAUAUGCAUCAAUUGUUGUAUUUAUUUU
Doryrhamphus excisus (bluestripe pipefish) is the source of this 3017-nucleotide messenger RNA. It is a transcript of the gene anos1b, whose product is annotated as anosmin 1b. Gene Ontology annotation, biological process: neuron differentiation. Gene Ontology annotation, molecular function: protein binding; peptidase inhibitor activity. Lineage: Eukaryota; Metazoa; Chordata; Actinopteri; Syngnathiformes; Syngnathidae. Gene Ontology annotation, cellular component: cell surface; extracellular region. The record is from RefSeq and is a predicted model, not a curated record.